Molecule: messenger RNA, 2508 nt
Organism: Belonocnema kinseyi
Lineage: Eukaryota; Metazoa; Arthropoda; Insecta; Hymenoptera; Cynipidae
Exons: 11
Coding region: 334-2010 (558 amino acids)
Cellular component (GO): membrane
Molecular function (GO): protein binding
Source: RefSeq, a predicted model, not a curated record
CCCAUUGAUCACUAAAAAUAGUAAUCAAGUGACUAAAAUUUAAAAUAUUUUCAAAAUUUACAUUAAAAAAAUAAUAAGAAAAAUUUUUAAAAACAUAUUUUUAAGUGGUGCGAUUCUGGAAAUAUAGAAAAAUGAAAUAUGGACCAGCAAAUAGUGAUUCAUUUCACUGAAAUGAUCCGGCUGAAGCAGACGGUAUCCGUUAACGCAUUCGACGAGUGCCACUCGAGACAAUGGCAUCGUUGACUUUUCUACGAGGGGCGCAAAGAGAACCAUAAACAUUCCAACGGAAAAUUUCAAACAUUAUUUCGCAGGUUCUGCCUUAUUUACAUCAAUAUGCUCUUCAGGAUAUCGCACUUUCUCGUGCUCGUAAUGCUACGGUUGUCGCGGGCGCUGACUGGUGAUUAUGUGUGCCAAAGAGUGGAAAAUUACACGGAGACGUCACAGGAAAUUUUCAUGCAACCUGUAGAGGUCCACACAUUCACCUGGUGUUUUCAAAUCCCACCAAGGUGUCCAAAAACCAGAAAAGAAAUGCACCCACGAUACAGGACAAAAACGGAGGUCAAACAAAGGAUUGUGAAUGAAUGCUGCGAAGGUUACACAAUAGAAGAGGUUCACGGUGAAGCUGGCACAGAGGCGAAAUGUGUGCCAUUCUGUGAAAAGUGUGUCGAAGGCGAGUGCACUUCACCAAACAAUUGUCUAUGCAAGCCUGGCUAUCAAGGGGUUGACUGUUCGUACGAAUGUCAGCCAGAAACAUGGGGAAAGUAUUGUGUGCACGAAUGCAAUUGCACUCGCGAAAGUGCGUGUAAUCCUGUAAAUGGCAGAUGCGAGUGUCCACCUGGAUGGCAAGGGAUUAGAUGUGAAGAGAAGUGCCCUCCUGGUCGAUGGGGCCUCUACUGUGGUUUCACAUGCUCUUGUAGCGAUCAGCUCUCAGGCUGCCAUCACGAAACCGGAGAGUGCUUUGACCUUGAAGUAUCGUUCGAUCCAGUACCAACUGUUAAAGAUUGGACACUUAGUGAACUCACCCCUUCUUCCGGUGCAACAACCGACAUUUCCUCCCCUCUCUAUUCUGAACAGGAAAACAAUACUGACUUUAUUGACGUAACAAACCCAGAUGACUUUGAUGAUUCCAAUCUGGAUGAUUUGCAAAUCAUCAGGAUUUCUAGGACCACAGAGGAAACAGAAAAUGAUUCACUUAAGGCUUCUUUGAAAAGUAGCGAAACCCAAGCCACGAUGCACAUACAAUCAUCAACAAAGAAGUACUCUUAUGAAGAAACUCGAUCUCGAGGAUCAACUACCUACCAAACUCUUCAGGUUCCAGUUUCAACUGAAAUUAUGCCAAGGAAAAAUCCAAUAUCAACAACCAAUACUGGCCAAGUACACAUUUUUGAAGAUCAAACUGGAAACCAGAACUUUGAUUCUGGAAAACCUGGUUUUGGAUCCACUGAUGAAUUUGGGAUUGAUCCUCAAGUUGUGAUGUCUCCUAAAACGGAUUAUGUUAAAAACGUUCGAAGAGAAAGUUCUACAUCAGUGUCUCCCUUGCCAAUGGAUAUUGCAGCGCUGGUCGUGAUUGGUUCGAUAAUUUCGUUAGGCCUGACAUCGGUAGCUGCCCUUAUGAUUUUCCACAUGCGUGCCAAAUUAUUCGAAGCUGUUCGCUCAUCGAUUUUCAAUGAUGAAAAAGUAAAUUGCUCUGCAAUAGAAAAGGGAAAUGUCGAGAGAAUUUCGACCAUACAUGGCAACACACUUGCUCGUACCUUGACCAGAACUAAUCCUCCAUGCAGUGCGGUUCCGGAACCGAAAGCAAUCUUGACCUUAGACGAAACAGGAAAUGAAUAUGCAAAUGGGGGGAUCACUAUUGGGAUUCGACUCUCGAGCAAUCUCAGAGAACUUUUGGAGAGUCAGUACGAUAGGCCAGCAUCAUUCUGCCAUCGAGGCGCCCCUCAAACGGAAAUGGAACAUGUAUAUGACGAAAUUCCCCUUUCGUCUCCUUUCUGUAUCACCAAAAAUACGUAAUUGUACUGAGUAACUAGAUAAAUCAAAUAAUUCACUCAACAAGUAUUAUUCUGGGGAAAUACAAAUAGAAUACUGUCGUACUAAGAAAAAACUGACGUAGCUUACUUUUGGGGUUAUGUCUUCUUUUCGUAUAACUGGCAAUGGUAAAGUCGACCUAAAGAACAAUGUCACGUUCGUUUUUCCUUUGUCAAAAAGGUAGAAUAGUAAAUAAGAAACCUCAUCGUUUAUGUCUCAAAACUUUAAAUUUAAGUAGAUAGGGAAAACCGGUACGAGUGUGAACAAAGUUUCAAAGUCAUAAUAUUGAUAAAUUGUGAAUAAGUAAGGAGAAUACUCCUCUGACAAUAAGCCGGGACAGUAAUAUUACACUGUCCUUUGUUUAGUGAAAGGAGCUGCAGGGUUGUGCAAAGCUCACUCAGGCUGCAGACAUGUAGCGAACAAGCACGAUGGCGAGCUCGCGCCGACCAGCAGUGGGUACAAUGGGUGCAACACUUUAACCUU